Messenger RNA from Durio zibethinus, 632 nucleotides. Its product is annotated as metallothionein-like protein type 2. The record is from RefSeq and is a predicted model, not a curated record. Gene Ontology annotation, molecular function: metal ion binding. NCBI's taxonomy places the organism in Eukaryota, Viridiplantae, Streptophyta, Magnoliopsida, Malvales, Malvaceae.
AUAAACUCGUUCAAGUUUUAAGUGUUUUUCUUCAUAGCUAUUUGAUUUGCAUCAAAAAUCACUUUGAUUUUUUUUAAUCACAAAAGUGAAAAUGUCUUGCUGUGGAGGAAACUGUGGCUGUGGCUCUGGCUGCAAGUGCGGCAGUGGAUGUGGAGGAUGCAACAUGUACCCUGACAUGAGCUUUGCCGAGAAGACCACAUCCGAGACUCUUGUUCUUGGCGUGGUACCCCAGAAAGCGCACUUCGAGGGAUCUGAGAUGGGAGUUGGGGCUGAGAACGGCUGCAAGUGUGGAGACAACUGCACCUGCAACCCUUGCAACUGUAAAUGAGAGAAAAACAAAGAUUCUGGAAGCAGAGAAGCCUUGAUUCUAAUAAUUAGUAUGUCUUUGGAGUUAUAUGUGUUUGUGGGUUUAUUAGAAUAAAGUAGCCGCGGAUUGUCUAUCAGCAAAUCUUUGACUGUUAAGGUCACGGUCGCUUGACAAGUACACAGCUAUGUAGUGAAGUAAUAGUAUUUACUAGUAGUUUUUAUGAGCGUCUCUGCUAUAUCGCAGAAUAUAUUAUGACUAUAUUUUGUAUCAGAAAGUGAGUCAGUUUUCUUAUGAAUGAACGGAAGCUCCUUUCUUAAUGCUUGAA